Molecule: messenger RNA, 4155 nt
Organism: Meleagris gallopavo (turkey)
Lineage: Eukaryota; Metazoa; Chordata; Aves; Galliformes; Phasianidae
Source: RefSeq, a predicted model, not a curated record
UGGGUGCAGCCCAUGGCCGUGGCCGGCGCCAACCAGUACACCUUCCACCUGGAGGCCACCGACGGCCCCGGCGCGCUCAUUAAGGACAUCCGCGAGAACGGCAUGAAGGUGGGGCUGGCCAUCAAACCCGGCACCUCGGUGGAGCAGCUGGCGCCGUGGGCCAACCAGAUCGACAUGGCCCUGGUGAUGACGGUGGAGCCGGGCUUCGGAGGGCAGAAGUUCAUGGAAGACAUGAUGCCGAAGGUGCAGUGGCUGAGGACGCAGUUCCCGUCGCUGGACAUCGAGGUGGACGGAGGAGUCGGGCCUGACACCAUCCACAAGUGUGCCGAGGCGGGUGCAAAUAUGAUUGUGUCUGGCAGUGCCAUUAUGAAGAGCGCAGAUCCAAGAUCUGUGAUCAAUCUGCUAAGGAAUGUGUGUUCAGAAGCUGCUCAGAAGCGGUGUCUGGAUCGGUGAGACCUACCCGAGCAGUGCUCCAGAAGGCUCUGGGCGCACAGGAAAACCCUUGUUUCUCGUGCUAAGGGAGGGCUGGAUGAACAUUAAUCAUGGAAACUUGUUGCUGCUGAACAGAGGAAUCAUUCCUUCGCUGCAAUGAAGCAAGCAGCAGUGGAAAAACUGUCUGGCUGUUUUUCAGGGUUGGAAAUGCAAUGGUUUGAACCUGUUUCUUGAUUCUGUGGAGGCUAAUUGUGUGGCACAACUUGUAAUGCUGGCUGAACUGCAGUUCAGUCAAUCUUUGCUUGCUAGAAGAGUGUAGCACAGCCACGGGCCGUUACCUUGUGGGAGACUAAUGAACCUGCCUUUCGCUGUCUGUGUUUGUCAUUUGGUCUGUGCAUUCCUGCAAAACUUUUCCAUUGUCUGCAUUAAACACACUUCUGCUGUGGUAAGUUUCCCUUAAGCUAUUAAAAAUAAAUAGUUUGGGAAAAAUGCACUUAGGUGUAGGAAUCCCAUGCAUGAUGGUCAGAAAUACUUCUGUGUUUUGCUUUUACUGCACGGAAGUACUUGACCUGUGCAAAUGGUUCAAAUACCAAACAAGUCGGUGAAACAUUUUUACCAGGUCCCAAAAACUGGGGAGUAUUUUUUUCCUUUUGAAUAUUGAUUCAAGUGACAGGAUUCUGUAGAAGAAUGUUAAAAUGCAUCAUCUUGACCUAUGUCCUCUUUAGUUCAUGCGUUUACCCAAGUCAGUGAUUUAGAAGCGAUUUUGUUGUGUGUAGGUUGAAGUGCAGGGGAUAGAAGUGUUUAUUUCUUUAACUGUUAAAUAGCUUAACUCUCUCUUGGUAACCAACCUGAACAGUACUCAUGCUUUCUACUUGUUUGCUCUAUCAUGUCUGGCUUGGACACAUGAGUUAGGAGAGCUCAAAACUGGAGGAAGACCUUAGGGCAUUUUAGACAGACAUUCCUCUUGUGGCUCUAAUUAGCCUUGCUCCCUCCUUUACAUUUUCAUGGUAUUCUGUGCAUUCUUUUUCCUGGACUAAUGACAGAAGGGUUGCAGUCUGCUGCUCUGGGGGAACACAGCAGAAGGCUCGGCAGCCACAGCUUGGCUAGGCAAGGUAAUAGUCUGUGUGGCUGCUGCAUGCAUUAGGGCCAGAAAGAAGCUGGGUGCAGUCCAGUGCAUUGUGCAUAUAGAAAAUAUAUAUAGCUCUGGUACCUGAAAUGCAGGCUGAACAGCACGCAAACAGCUAUGCAGGGUUAGUGCAGGAGUUGGGAGCAUGAUUUCUCAUGCUAUUGAAAGCAGUAUUUGUCUCCCACAGCUGCUCUGAAGCAGGAUGAAGGGGUCAUCAAACCAUUCCGUUGUUUUGGAAAAAAAAUAGGCCCAAAGUCAUGCUGUUUAACUCGAGGCACUGUGCUGUUCUGAGCACAGAACAAUGCAGUAUGUUUUCUUUACAUGCCGUUGUCGCUUUGUCGCUGUUUAAAUCUUCAAGUUUGUACUUGCACCGAGUUUUGGAUUAGCAGUGCUGUGAGAUACACUACACCCACAGGUACAUUGCUCAAUUGUUUCUUUCCCUGUAAGUCCACCCAGAAUGCACUGUGCAGCUGGUUACUGUGGCAGUGUCCUCUUACAAACCUCAGGUUAAAGCUAAUUGUAACCACAGAGCUGAACAAUCUGUAGCAGUAACAGUAGCAAUGGUUGUUCUUCUGCCUAGCGCUUGUCUGGUUUAGUGCCUUGAUACAUACAGGGAAGUUGUUUGUUAGGCUGCAUUUAAGCCUCUUCUCCUGUAGUCAGUAAUGUAUUUCUACUGCAGAGGCACCCCAGCAGCAGGACUCCAGCUGAGCACCAACAGGAGAGCCAGUAGUCUUACUUAGUAUCCACAGGGCCCAGCAAACACCGGAAUUGUUACAGUGCUCUGACAGAUCAGAAUUUUGGCAACAGCGGAAGGAGGAAACUGAGAGCAAGUCACACGGACAGCAGCCAGGGGAGCUGAGGAGCAGAGGCACUGUCAGCACUGGAGGACAGGGUAAAGACACUUGAACACAUCCCUAGCAAGGCUGGGACUGUGGUCCAAGCACAGCUUCAGAAAAAAUGGUUUAAUUUGAAUGGGUUUUAGAAGCUUAUAUUGGUAUUUACGUUCUGCUAAGGUACCUGGAUGCAGAGGUGAAGUGCUUUAACCCCCAUAGCAGCAGGGAGCAGAAUAUGUCUAUUGAAAAUGGUGACAGGGAAACUGCUUUCUUUGUGCGGCUGCAACACCUGAGUUUUGGGAGAGGGGUUGCUGCUUAUGUUUAAGUUUGUAUUUAACAGUCAGCCUUUGUAACAGCUGCUAGUGCUGCUUCCAGUGUUGUGGCUGAAGGUGUUCUUGCAGAGACGUGAGCAAAACAACUGCCACUUCCUCUUGGCCACCCUCCCUCCCUGGCCUUUGCCCGCUUGUGCCUGCACAUGCUGCUCACCUGAUGGGAGGCUCUGUGCACUGCUGGGGCUCUCUAGCCCGUGGCUGCUCGGGCAGCCCUCUGUGCAAGGCGGGUGGUUGCAGCUUACUGCUGCAGGUGGAGUGAGCUGCGAGCCAGAGGGUAAGAGAAAAGGCUUUGGACAGGGAUAGAGUGGGGUAGGACCAGACGUGCACUUUUAUGCUUUGUCCAGUAUGUUUUUCAGUCUCCUGGCUGCUCAGCCUGUCUUUGCCUAGCUGUUCUGUUGUUGCAUUUUGAGGCACUAUUUCCCACAAUGGCUGAGCAAAUGCAUAUGAAGAGAGGACAAAAGAAAUUCUGCUUACACUGACUUGCAUCUGGCAAGAUAACAAACAGCUGCUUUAGAGCAGCACAGUGGAGGCUGACCCUCAAAGCAACACAGUUGGGUACUGUACAGCCAUGCAGAGCAGCUUUACAGUCUGUGAGACUGACCAAACUUGGGUCAUCUGUCUCUUUUCUCACAUUUCAACUCUCUUCGCCUUCCUCUCCUCAAGUAGAUCUGGAAAACCCCUCUCCUCUUGCUUCUUCCCAUGCAAUGCUGGGAAUGUGUUUCCAUUUCCUGACUGCAUCUUCAGGACGCAUCAGGGAGCUAGCAGGCUGCCUUAGUUGCUGUGAGCAGCAAGCUCUGAACUGCAGAACUGCUCACGUAUGUCAGGAAGCCCUGACCUUACAGUGAAGUGGGUAAGGAUGGACACCCACUUACUGAAGGGCUGCACAUAGUGGAAGAGCCCUGCAAACACUGGUGGCCUUCAGCAUUCUGGAGGCUUUCCCUAGCAGCAGAUGCACAUGCAGGAUGAGACGCAAUGGUCACUUCUGUAAUAGAUGCUGGGGGCAACCUUGGCCUCAGAGCACCAGUGCAGCUUUGGUAUGGCAGCACAGCUUCAUGCCACUGGCAUCUGCGUGCUUGCAAAGCUCUUCUUUGGCUGAGCAGGUCUCUGUGCCAAGAGGAAGCAUCACUAUUGAUUUAUCGCUUCUAGAAGGCCAGCAAAUUCAGACUACGUACAACAAUAUAUAUAUGUAUAUAUAUAUAUAUAUAUAGAAAUAACUUUUAAUUAAAAAAACAACCUUGCAUCAAAGAUUAUAGUAUCAGACAUUGAGGCAAGAUUCAAGUUUAAGACAAACCAGUGUUAAAAAAAUGUUUAAAAAAAUAAUCAGAAUGUGCAAUAAACUACAAUGUAGCAAUAGGUUGUAGUGUUGAAACUUUACUGAACUGUUUUCAGAUGUCCAGUGUAUAUUUCCUGUCAUUCUGACAAAAAAAAAAAA